UAGAAAGAGCAUGAUGGGCUGUUAUUACACAACAUAGCAGUAUUACAGUUGGUUUAUCUUGACCGUGCCCUUCAGUGAUUGUGCCCUUGAUUAUGCGCAGAAGCGGUCAGUAGUCUAGGUCUGUAUGGAGAUGGAGCGUGCACACUACAGUUCCCGACAUCCCAUCUCGGCAAUCGCUGUUCUCCUCGCAUGUUUACGCAUGAGGCGCUUCUGCAGUGAGCUACUGGAUAUUGAUGUGCUUUAAUGUGUCCCCACUCCUCUCCUCUUACCUCUCCUCCUUCUCCGCUCUAUCCAUAGAGACUCAGCGCGCUCAGUUGCACUUGGCGUUCCAGCGGUAGAAACAGCAGCGUGAUCGUCUCAAUGCAGGGGCAGCAAGAGCACCCCGAUGGCCACCAGCACAAGAGACUGCGCUAAGCAGACGACCAGCGCGCGCGUCCAUCUGUGCUUCUCAACCCCGAACCUCCUCUAGCGAAGAGAGAGGUGCCCAAAUCCGUUUUAGGAUAUCGCUUUUUUUUGUCCCUUUUUUUGUCCAUUCGAUGAAGAAGAACUGAUGACGAUGUAUCGGCGAUGGUGGAUUUCCCUUUUGUGCGUCUAUGGACUGAUGUGCCUCGUUCAUUCCAGCAAUCAUAUACCUCGAAAUGGAGACGCCUUGUCGCAGGCGAAGGCUGUUCGUGAUGCGAGCAGGUUCGCCUGGAAGGAGGACACGGUCCCUCGCCGUCUGCUCUACAGCAUGCACAACCACAGUCAAAUCACCCACGAUGUCAUCAGCACCAGGACUAGAGCCAGUUCCAGCCCCACACAGGGGAACCACGUGGCCCAAGCCAGCUUCCAGGUGGAUGCGUUUGGUGAGCAGUUCAUCUUGGAUGUUGAACUGAACCAUGAUCUUCUGUCUUCAAAGUACAUGGAGAGGCAUAUUUCAGAAAAUGGGAAGGCUGUCAUCUUCAAAGGAGGAGAACAUUGUUAUUACCAGGGGGUAGUGCGGGACAUCCCUGAAUCCUUCGUGGCCCUCUCCACCUGCCACGGCCUGCAUGGGAUGUUCUUUGAUGGGAAUCACACCUACAUGAUCGAGCCUGGAGGAAAGGACCACAUCAGCGGUGAUGUCCAGAUCCACAUGAUCUAUAAAUCAGCAGGACAAGAGGCAGCAGCUUACUUCCUUCCUAUUGUUGACCUCCCAGAGCCUCCUUUCCCCAGCCCUCCAUUUCCUGGGUCAAAGGUCAUCCACAGGAGGAAGAAGAGACAGGCCCCGCGGGUUGGGGGCAGUGUGGCCGAGGAGACCAAGUACAUCGAGCUGAUGGUGAUCAACGACCAUCUGAUGUAUAAAAAGCAUCGUCUCUCUGUUGGUCAGACGAAUAACUACGCUAAGUCUGUGAUCAAUAUGGCUGAUAUGAUCUUCAAGGAGCAGCUCAACACCCGCAUCGUGCUGGUUGCCAUGGAGACGUGGGCGGCUGACAACCGGUUCAACAUUGACGACGACCCCAUGGUGACCUUGAGGGAGUUCAUGAAGUACAGACGAGACUUCAUCAAGGAGAAGUGUGACUCUGUGCAUCUUUUCUCAGGGAACCGGUUCCAUAGCAGCUGGGGAGGAGCCUCCUAUAUGGGAGGAGUCUGUUCUCUAACUAAAGGAGGAGGAGUCAAUGAGUAUGGCAAGACAGAUGAGAUGGCCAUAACCCUGGCCCAGUCUCUGGGACAAAACAUUGGCAUCUUUUCUGACAAGAAGAGGAUCCUCAACGGCGAGUGCAAGUGUGAUGACCGUUGGUCUGGCUGCAUCAUGGAUGAUGUUGGCUUCUACCUGCCCAAGAGGUUCUCCAACUGCAAUGUGGAGGAGUACCACACCUUCCUCAACACUGGUGGUGGAGCCUGUCUCUUCAACAAACCCAUAAAGCUGGUUGACCCUCCAGAGUGUGGGAAUGGUUUGGUGGAGUCAGGGGAGGAGUGUGACUGUGGUAGCCCAGCGGAGUGCGAGAGGGAGGGAGAGAAGUGCUGUCAGAAGUGUACACUCACACAAGGCUCAAAGUGUAGCGACGGACUCUGCUGUAACAACUGUCAGAUGGAGUUUAUGGGCGUGGUGUGUAGGGAGGCAGUGAAUGACUGUGAUAUUCCAGAGAACUGCACUGGUAACUCCAGCCAGUGUCCCCCGAACGUGCACAAGAUGGACGGCUACUCAUGUGAAAAGGAACAGGGUCGUUGCUUCAACGGGAGGUGCAAGACCAAAGACAGACAGUGCAAGUACCUGUGGGGAGAGAAGGCGACCGCUGCUGACAAGUUCUGUUAUGAGAAGUUGAAUAUCGAGGGGACAGAGAAGGGGAACUGUGGGAAGGACAAAGACACAUGGGUCCAAUGCAACAAGCAAGACGUGCAUUGUGGGUACCUGCUAUGUUCCAACAUAUCGCCGGCGCCCCGACUAGGAGAGUUGCAGGGGGGACUGACGUCCUUCUCUGUUGCACAGCACAGUGCCUCGCUGGACUGCAGUGGGGGUCAUGUGAUGAUAGACGGGGACAGUGACCUGGGCUAUGUGGAGGAUGGGACAGCCUGUGGGACAGAGAGGGUCUGCUUCAACCACAAGUGUCUGCCCCUUCAGGAGUUCAACUUCAGCACCUGCCCUGGAACCACCGAGAAGACCAUCUGUUCUGGACACGGGAUUUGUAGUAACGAGCUGAAGUGUGUGUGUCACUUGGGUUGGACUGGAGACGAUUGUAACUCCACGUCUCCUCUCAGCUACCUGGUGGUUGGACCCACCGCCUCUGUAUCAGGUAUCACCAGUACUAACAUCAUCAUCGGGGCCAUCGCUGGCUCCAUUCUGUUCCUGGCUCUCAUCCUGGCCAUCACCGCCUGGGGAUACAAGAGCUACAGACAGCGGUGCUACGUUGAGUCAGAGGUUCACAGAAGAUUCUGCAGGCAAAUGCCUCCGGGUGACUAUGUGAAGAAACCCGGGGAUGCAGACUCGUUCUACAGUGACCUGGCCCCUGGGGUCAGCACCAACUCAGGCUGUAGCUCCAAGAAGAGGUCUGGCUGUCUGUCUAACCUGCAGAUAUACACGCUCUCUUUCCCCCCCUCCAUCGCCUCCAUCUCACAAAACAUCUCUCUGUUUGCAUUCAGGUCUAACGGUCUGUCCCACUCGUGGAGCGAGCGAAUCCCUGACGCCAAACACAUCUCUGACAUUUGUGAGAACGGACGACCCAGGAGCAACUCAUGGCAAGGAAAUCUGAGUGGAAAUCGCAAGAAGUCGAAAGGGAAGAAGUUCCGUCCUCGCUCCAACUCUACAGAGACGCUCUCCCCGGCGAAGUCGCCCACCUCCUCCACGGGGUCCAUUGCAUCCAGUCGGAGGUACCCUUACCCCAUGCCCCCACUCCCCGACGACCAGAAGAAGGCCAACAGGCAGAGUGCCAGGCUGUGGGAGACUUCAAUAUAACACUCCUGUUAUCUACUCUGCAAAACUACUUAAGAACUACAUUUUCGUCCACUUUUCUAUGAAUUAAAAAAUACAAAGCAAAACAAAAUUGAAACAAAAUGACGAAAAAAGUGAGCAACUGGUGUGAGCGGAAAAGAAAAGCAGAGGAAGAUGAAGAGGAGGAAGGUGUGAGAGUGUGUGAGAAUGUGUGAGAGUGUGUGCGAGGUCCGUCAGACCUGACCUGCUCAGUAGGGGACGCUACAGGGGCCAUCUGUCAUUCCUACACUGACAAGCCAAGACAGAACGAGGCAAGACAAGAUCCCUUUCAGAUUAGUUGGAGAUCCACCAGAGAUCAGCCCUUCACUCAUUCGUGAGGAAAAAGCAAAGCUGUUGUGAUGGUAACAGUGCAGACAGAGAGGAGAGGCCUUGUUGUGGAUGUCUCCCCCACUCCCAACACCCCAACAUCCCCCAGCUUCCACCACACUCUUCUAGCUCCUCCCUCAAACUGUCCCACCUUACCUUACUCACCUCUCCCCCCAACCCCCCUCUAGCCCUGCCCCUAUGUAAACUCUCUCCUCUGAUUGGUGCUCCUCUCUGUUGAGGGGCGCGGACAGCUAUCAUAUCGGCAGAUUUCUCUACCAUUUUGAAGCACGCUGUUUAAUUACUGUAGAAAACUCCAACCCUGUAUGCAUGAGAACCCCCUGUUAAUCAACUCUUCCUAGUGUCACAAAGAAGAAGAAGUCUGGGACGGACAGCAUGCGGGGGAUGGUGAUGUCAUACGUACUGUAGGCCUUUAAGCUUUCUUUACAUUAUAGGCUUCUUCUAUCUCUGUGAUCAGCGACUCAUUAUGAACUGUAUAACACAUUAUACUAGCCAACUGCCCCUGACAUGGACCCUAGACCCUAGACCUUAGACACUCCCUGUUCUCUUUCUUUCGCCGUGUCAGGUUUUCCUGAAGGAUUUGGUUAUCAUUGUAAAUAUGUACAGCUUAAAGGCAGAGUAAUGUGUGCUUUUCUUUUUUACUUACUGGGAGGCGAAUGAUGAAGGGAUGCUCCCCCUAUCCUCCUCCUGCUGUGGUUUGUGUUGUAGACAGACAGGGUCUCCGUAGGUCUUUGUAGAGACCCCGUACUUGUUUUUUCUGUCUGUUUCUCUCUUUUCAUUUCUGGCUGAACUCUCUCUUCUCUCCCGUGUGUCUGUGUGAACACUCCAGCUUUCUUUUUCUUCCACAGCAGAAUGUACAAACAGUGUUCUAUAUUUCCUCUUUGUGUCAUCCCUUUCUCUGAGUAAUGCACUCAGUCACAGCCCGUCAUAAUUAAGACAGUAAACUUAAGAAUGUCAUUGAUUUAUAACAUUAACUGAGCAUUUUAUCCAUUUGGAUAUUGAUAAUGAUGAAUAUGAUUUGAACUAAGAUAGUCCCAUGAGCCCUUCCUCGCUACAGAGGGGAGAGAACAAGUGUUCUUUUGUAGUUUUAGAUGUGGUAUACAUGUUCAUUUGGUAAUGGUGGUUUAGAGAAGUUGGAGAAAUGUCCUGUGACUAUAAUCAUUCCACACUACGGUCUGUGUGUACAGCAGGGACAGACUGGCCAUCUGGCAUUUUGGGCAAAUGCAAGAUGGCCUGGUCCAUUUUUUACACAGUGGGUCUUACUUGUUUUUUGGGGGGGCAAAAUGAUAAUUAUCUUGCUAAUAAUGGGGGCCUCGAGGAAAGAAAUGGGCCGUUGUGUUUAAAAUGCCAGAGCCGAUUUCUGGUCCCAGUCCGCCCCUGGUGUACAGUGUGAGACCAGACAUAACAGAUAGAUACAACUGGAACCGACAACGCCACUGAGAUCCAACUGGACGAUGUGGGAAUAACAAUGUGGAAACUGAACAUUGUGUCAGAUGAAUUUGGAAUUUGUUUGGAUAAAAUGAUUAAAAUGUGCAUUUUUGCUUUUG
Oncorhynchus nerka (sockeye salmon) is the source of this 5316-nucleotide messenger RNA. Its product is annotated as disintegrin and metalloproteinase domain-containing protein 22-like. The transcript has 30 exons. Gene Ontology annotation, molecular function: metalloendopeptidase activity. The record is from RefSeq and is a predicted model, not a curated record. The coding region runs from base 551 to 3409 and encodes 952 amino acids. Gene Ontology annotation, cellular component: postsynaptic density membrane. Gene Ontology annotation, biological process: proteolysis. NCBI's taxonomy places the organism in Eukaryota, Metazoa, Chordata, Actinopteri, Salmoniformes, Salmonidae.